CAAAAGAGAAACUCACGCCUGUUUUGGAAUCAGUCCGAGGGUCUUGCAGAAUUGAUCAAGUGUAAUCUGUCCGGUAUUGUCAGUGUCAAAUACGCGGAGAAAUGUCUAAAAUGCCAGAAAAAUAACAAGUUUGAUUUGCGGGGUGGAAACGUUGGUCAUUGUGACGGACGUUCUGACCGACGUUUGGAUAUUCAAAGUGAUGAGACUCCU
Messenger RNA from Opisthorchis viverrini, 210 nucleotides. RefSeq lists its product as hypothetical. The annotation marks the transcript as partial. NCBI's taxonomy places the organism in Eukaryota, Metazoa, Platyhelminthes, Trematoda, Opisthorchiida, Opisthorchiidae. The record is from RefSeq and is a predicted model, not a curated record. The transcript has a single exon.